This is a messenger RNA of Epinephelus moara (kelp grouper), 2033 nucleotides long. It is a transcript of the gene myl9b, whose product is annotated as myosin, light chain 9b, regulatory. Gene Ontology annotation, biological process: platelet aggregation; myofibril assembly. Gene Ontology annotation, cellular component: cytoplasm; myofibril; stress fiber. The record is from RefSeq and is a predicted model, not a curated record. Gene Ontology annotation, molecular function: calcium ion binding. The coding region runs from base 164 to 685 and encodes 173 amino acids. The transcript has 4 exons. NCBI's taxonomy places the organism in Eukaryota, Metazoa, Chordata, Actinopteri, Perciformes, Serranidae.
GGACUCUCCCGUGGUCAUGCUCUCCCAACACUGGAAAACCCUUCAAAGGCUUAGUCAAUCUGGGAGGAACUCAAGCAAAUAACGUGCAAAUUGUGAUGGACAUCCCUGCGUGUGCUGCCCACGGGAGAGGACACGACAGAAAGGCCCAGACCCAGCCGCCAUCAUGUCGAGCAAGCGUGCAAAGGGAAAGACCACCAAGAAGCGUCCUCAGAGGGCCACCUCCAACGUCUUUGCCAUGUUCGACCAGUCUCAGAUCCAGGAGUUCAAAGAGGCCUUCAACAUGAUCGACCAGAACAGAGACGGUUUCAUCGACAAGGAGGAUCUGCACGACAUGCUGGCCUCUCUGGGUAAGAACCCCUCUGAUGAAUACCUGGAGGGGAUGAUGAGCGAAGCACCAGGGCCCAUCAACUUCACCAUGUUCCUCACCAUGUUUGGAGAGAGGCUCAAUGGAACGGACCCCGAGGACGUCAUCCGCAAUGCCUUUGCCUGUUUCGAUGAGGAGGGAUCUGGUGUGAUCCACGAGGACCAUCUGAGAGAGCUGCUGACCACCAUGGGUGACCGCUUCACAGACGAAGAGGUGGACGAGCUGUUCCGCGAGGCGCCCAUUGACAAGAAGGGCAACUUCAACUACGCAGAGUUCACCCGCAUUCUCAAACACGGUGCCAAAGAGAAGGAUGACGAGUAGACAGAGACAUCAGCUGCCUCAGGGCCCCCCGAACAUACACUGAACCACAAAUCAAUCCCUAGCUCCUACCUUCAUGGACCUUGUAGGUUUUAGAGAAAAGAAAUAGGAAUAGUAUAUAAAGUCUUUUAUAUAGGAGCAGAAGUGGCUAUGGUGUUACAGUUAUUUAGAUAUAAACAUGUUUUUGAUAGGUAGGGGCUUGGGAUUCAUUUGGGAUCCACGGAAACAUUUUGCAAUACACUACUUUUCAACUUAUAUCAUCAUUGAAGGUUACCAUGAAGAGAAGUGUAUGUGCAUCUCAGAGCUUCAUGUCACUUUGACUGCUGGGUGGAUGUUUGAGAUGCAUCAAACAUCAUGUACGUGUGUGCGGGGGUGUUUUUGGACUGUGCGAUCCGGUGCCACAUACAGUACCAGCAAUGUUUACCUCUUCCUGCCAAUUAGCUACAGUACCACACCUGCACAAGCACUGCAACAGGUCUCCAUAUCUGUAAUGUUUGUAUCCCUGUAUAUUAACAAUGGAUUUUAAAGAAGCGACCAUUCUGAUUUUGUUUAUUAAAAGUGGUGAGUACUUGAUGAAAUGGUUUGUUGUAGAGCUUUCAGUCUAAAGUCUUUGACCCAUCAGCUGGCUGUGUGUAUUUGUUGAAGGAUCAAGUAUGUUUGUGUUGUUGAAGGAAUUCAGUCUUGAAUUGUUCCUCAGACAAAUAAAGUAAGUUCAUUCGUGCCGCUGACCACAAAAAAAGUGUAUAUGUAUGUUUGGGGUGUUUUGAAGUCCUGUUUUCUACUUACGUCACAUGCUUACAUCAUAACCAGCGUAAAUGUUUUCCUACAAAGCAGUACACUGUACUUUACACUAGCACCAUUUUUCAAAGGACUCUGCAGCUUGAGCUUUAAACAAGAGCAUGAAUGCACUAACCUGAAUAUAUUUUUUUUCAAUGUAAAUGAAUGUAACUAAGUGUUCACUACUGCAAGCAGCUAUAAACUGAAGACUAAACUCAGUCAUCAAUUCACAAAAAAAUAAAAACAAUAACUCAAAGUAAUGUGAAUAAUUUGUAGUUAGUUGGCUAAAACAUGCAAUAACAUUAGUACAGUCCUUUACUAAGGCUUUGUCAUUGGCACUGUUGGCUGCACCAACCACCAAGAUGGACCAUCUCCACUGUCUGGCCAAAGCGUGCUCGACUGACUCAAGUCGGGUUGCAGUGAGGUCAGAUGGGCUUUGUCAACAAUGUUCAUAACACUAAUAAAGAAGCCGUCAAAAGAGUGAUGUAUAUUUUAUGUCAGCUCAGUCCUCCGAAGAAAAUGUUGGCAUUGUACAUUUCUGCAAACCAUAAAUGUGUUACAUUUGUAUGUUUCA